AUGGCAGCAUUACGCGAAGAGUUCGAGAAAUACGAGGAUGAGGCGGAACGCACAUCAUACGAGUGUAUGACACUAACAGAGGAGAUGCUUCUUGAACUAUAUACGACCUUUGAUAAAAUGGAAGCUCAAUGUGAUCAAUUUGAAGCAAUGAUUGAAAAGAUGCAUGCCACAUGGUUGAAAAUGUCAGAGAUUCUCACCGAAAUGAAGGAAGUGCUGAAAAAGUACAAAUUCUUUCAAUACAUAUCUUCUCAGUCAACACCGUACUCUCGUCCAAUAUGCGUUGCAGCUCAAUUUUGUGUUUCGCGAGCUCUUCGCGUAAUGCUGCCAUCGCUUUCUAAA
Acanthocheilonema viteae is the source of this 339-nucleotide messenger RNA. The record is from the annotation of a GenBank genome assembly. Lineage: Eukaryota; Metazoa; Nematoda; Chromadorea; Rhabditida; Onchocercidae.